UACUUUACUGUUCAUGUCGUUUUGUUGUAAAACACUCAACUCAAUAUCAUCACGUGCAUCACCCCCACCCCCAUUUCCUUUCCUCAUUUUCUUAUCAAAUCAACCCUUACCCCUACCUAAAUACUUUCAUCCUCCAAUGAAGAAGAUCAAGACUGUUGAUGUAACCAAACAGAUGUUUGUAUCAUUUGUUAAAACCAGCUGGAACAAGAAUGGCAACAGGCUUUUCAUUCUUAGAGAAGCUAGCCAUAUGUAUGGACUUCCUUUGCGUUGAUAUUCAUUUACUUAGUAAUAGGGAGAUCAUUAUAAAUUGUUUAUAUAGUCAUUAGGGCAGUGGAGGAUGACAUGUCAAUUUUAGAAAAUAGCUUACGUUAGAUGAGUACUAAUUUGGGGAAAUUGUGUUAAAGUAUGUAAUUUUAUUAUUUCAUUGUUUGGGACUUAUGGAUCAAUGUGGAAAAAAGAGAAAGGGAGUCGAAAAUGUAACGGCUAAUGUCUUUAGGUCACAUGUCUCAUUAGGGGACUGUUCGAAGAAAACAAAGAAAUGCAAGGAAGUAGCAGAAGUAAUACAAAAAGAUAUUAAUCAAAAAGGCUAUAUUAAAGGAAUUGUGACGGCCCCGCCUUUUGUAAACCUGUGUUCUGACCCUCGUGGUAGAGGUCUGAAAAGGAAAAUAGGGUGUCUUGACUCAGCUACUAAAAUGGGCAGGAAGAAGAAAUUCGAGCAAGACUUUGAUUCUGGUGAAACUAUUGGCCAAGGGAAGUUUGGAUCCGUUGUUAAGUGUAGGAGUAAGGUUAGUGGGGAAGAAUUUGCUUGCAAGAUUUUACAAAAAGGGGAGGAGAUUGUGCAUAAGGAAGUUGAGAUCAUGCAGCAUCUUUCUGGUCAUCCUGGAGUGGUGACGUUGAAGGCCGUGUAUGAAGAUGUUCAAGAUUUUCAUCUUGUUAUGGAACUUUGUUCUGGUGGUCGGUUGCUUGAUCAGAUGAGGCAAGAUGGUUUGUUUUCAGAGCAAAAAGCUGCUAAUUUGAUUAAGGAAUUGAUGUUGGUUCUUAAGUACUGUCAUGAAAUGGGUGUUAUUCAUCGUGAUGUAAAGCCUGAGAACAUCCUUCUUUCUGCAUCUGGUGUGAUUAAGCUUGCAGAUUUUGGGUUGGCUGCUAGAAUCGCUAAUGGUCAAAGUGUACACGGUGUGGUUGGAAGUCCCGCAUAUGUUGCCCCUGAAGUUCUUACAGGUGGUUACUCGGAAAAAGUCGAUAUAUGGAGUGCUGGUGUGGUCCUCCAUGCACUUCUGGUCGGUUUUCUACCAUUUGGUGGUGGUUCUGUAAAUACGAUUUUUGAGGCUGUAAAGAACGUGUCCAUUGAUUUCCAAAGUGGAUUAUGGGACUCAGUAUCACAAUCUGGUCGUGAUCUAAUUGGACAUAUGCUAACAAGAAAUGUAUCCGAAAGGUACUCUGCUGAUGAAGUACUGCGACAUCCUUGGAUCUUAUAUCACACCAAACCAACUCUAGAGUUCCUAACUUUUAGUACAUUGACUUCACAACAGCUGACAAACAUGAUGGAAGUUGAGUCCCAAAGGAACACUAACUUCUUUAGUGAAAGUUCUACUUCAUUGUUCCUACAUGACAUAUCUAAAGACGAAGAUUGUUGUAUGGUUGAUGUGCUUGCUUUGGCAAUUUCACGUGUAAGAAUCUCAGAGCCAAAACGAAGCCGAAUACAGAGUCCUACAAAUCCUGCACAACAGGAACAUUCCUCUAACAUUACUAUGAAGAGUCUAUGUACAGCAUUUUGAUGGUAUGGCUUCUAAUUUGAUCGCUUUUUCGUGUAUUAAUAAGCUUUUGACCAUUUAGUUUGGAAAAACAUGGAACUUGUCGAUCAUCAUGUAGAUAGAAUAGAUAUAUAUUACUGUCUGUUAUGGUGAGUCUUGUUUCUCCUAUAGUCAUGAAAUAUGUACCUCUUGUAUAAUGUUUCAUGGUCGAAAAUAGUGCUUGUAUCGUUGAUUUAGGUAAAAUUUCAGUUAAAAGUUCACUA
Molecule: messenger RNA, 2014 nt
Organism: Erigeron canadensis
Lineage: Eukaryota; Viridiplantae; Streptophyta; Magnoliopsida; Asterales; Asteraceae
Product: serine/threonine-protein kinase PEPKR2-like
Exons: 5
Coding region: 438-1775 (445 amino acids)
Biological process (GO): protein autophosphorylation; peptidyl-serine phosphorylation; intracellular signal transduction
Cellular component (GO): nucleus; cytoplasm
Molecular function (GO): ATP binding; calcium-dependent protein serine/threonine kinase activity; calmodulin binding
Source: RefSeq, a predicted model, not a curated record